AUGUGCUCAGUGAAUCAUUUGUACACGCACACCACUCUGAUGAAUGCGAACGGCAUAGUGGCGCUGCCAGUGGCGGCACCGCCGGGGAAGUGGCUGGGGGCGGGCGGGGCGAACAUCGUGGACGGGGAGAAGCAGUACAUUGGAGUGGUGAGCAUGGCAUGGCAAUGCAUGUGGAGUGGUGAGCAUGGCGGAGAGAGGGUGAGGGAGGGCGCAAUGACAGCAGCGCUCAAGGCAGGGGUGGUGAGCCUCGUCGGCAACCUGCCUGAAGGACUCUCACUCUGGGUCGCCUCCACCUCCACGCCGCUAAUGCAGCGCGCGGGCGGUGUGAGAGCAGUGGCGGUGGUGGCGGGCAGUGCGGAGGAGGAGGAGCGGAUGGAGGAGGGCGAGGGGUCUGGUGGUGCUGGUGGUUCUGCUGACGUGGCAGGAGGCUAG
Closterium sp. NIES-65 is the source of this 432-nucleotide messenger RNA. Lineage: Eukaryota; Viridiplantae; Streptophyta; Zygnematophyceae; Desmidiales; Closteriaceae. The record is from the annotation of a GenBank genome assembly.